This is a messenger RNA of Rhagoletis pomonella (apple maggot), 1714 nucleotides long. RefSeq lists its product as uncharacterized. Gene Ontology annotation, molecular function: glutamate-gated receptor activity. The transcript has 2 exons. Gene Ontology annotation, cellular component: membrane. Lineage: Eukaryota; Metazoa; Arthropoda; Insecta; Diptera; Tephritidae. Bases 290 to 1678 code for a protein of 462 amino acids. The record is from RefSeq and is a predicted model, not a curated record.
GGCAGAACCGCAAUCUAAUCCUUCCACUCAACGACAUUGGGCUUUCGUUAUGAGUAGCAACGAUUUAACGACCAAUUUAAAUAAAUACGCCUCACGUAAGGGUUGGCUGAUUAAUAUUCUGCUGGACCAACCAAAUAAAUAACAGUUACUAAAUUUGGCUCGGCGGCUGUGGAUUGAGCGUGGGGCACUACGAAUCUACUAUAUCAUUCCGAAUGACACAGGCGAUUUCGGUGGUGCUGACUGCUUAUUUCUAAAUCCGUUUCUGAGGAAUGGACUAUAUAAUGGGGAAAUGAUUCAUUUGGGCCACACAAGUUUCGAGAGCAUUUUCCGCAAUCUUCAUAAAUAUCCGCUACGCACCUACAUUUUUAAUUCGGUUUAUUCAAAUAUUCAAAUGUUUGUUAACGAAACGACAAGAAGAAUUAUCGGUGCGACGGGUGCUGAUGGCAAAGUGGCUGACUUGUUAUCAGAAAAAAUGAAUUUUACAAUGGAUCUUCAAUGGCCGGAUGAUAACUUUUUUGGCUCCCGCACUUUGAAUGGCAGCUACAAUGGCGCCAUUGGACGGAUAGUACGCUAUGAGACCGAUAUUAUAAUAAGUGGGUUCUUUAUUAAAGACUACUUGACUCGUGAAAUGGCAUUUUCUGCUCCGGUCUACAUGGAUGAAGUAUGUUGCUAUGUAAAGAAAGCAAGUCGUAUACCCCAAUCAAUACUACCCUUGUUCGCCGUGAAUGCUGAUAUUUGGAUUUCUUUCAUUUCCGUUGGAUUGCUCAGCCCUUUCAUUUGGAUGCUGAUGAGACAUGUAAACCUAGGCAUUAUUGCAAAAAAUUCAUCAAUUCUCCAAAUGCAAAUGUUGCAGCAUCAGGAACGUCACCAGCUAACAAAAAAGCAUGUGCUGCAAUAUAUACGCAUCUAUAUGGAUACAUGGGUGAUAUGGGUGCGCGUAAAUAUCGUAUAUUACCCGCCAUUUAACUCAGAACGAAUCUUCAUUGCCUCGCUCUGUUUGGUGAGUGUGAUUUUUGGAGCACUUUUUGAAUCGAGCUUGGCAACAGUAUACAUACGUCCAUUUCACUACAAGGACAUCAAUACGUUGAAGGAAUUGGACGAGGCGAAUGUUCGAGUAUACAUUAAACAUGCUGCUAUGAGGGACGAUCUAUUUUAUGGCCAUAGCUCGCAUAUUUAUCAGAAUUUGGAAAAUAAAUUACUUUUGGUCGCCGAGUUGGAAGAGCGUCUUAUUAACAUAAUGUCUAGAGGAGCUAGGUUUGCUGGUGUUACCAGAGCUUCGUCUCUGGAGCUCGACGACAUACACUACUUUAUAACGCAGAAAAUACAUAAAAUACCAGAGUGCCCCAAGAACUAUAAUAUAGCUUUCGUAUUUCCAAGUAAUACGCCUUUGGAAAAGAGCAUCAAUAUAUUACUGCUUAAAUUUGUGCAAGCAGGACUUAUUGACCACUGGAUUGCAGAUAUGAAGUACAAUGCUAAGGUGAAAACACGCAAUUUUCCGGGUUAUCUGGUCGAAAUCGGAGACAAAUGGAAGGUUUUGACACUAAGCGAUUUACAGUUAGCCUUCUACACUAUCAUAUGUGGCAGUUUACUAUCAACAUUGGUCCUGUUACUGGAAAUAGUUUUGGAAUGUAGGUUCAACGUAGCUUUAUGGAAUUCGCUAAGAGCAAAUGAUAAAUAAAAACAUUAAACAACAAAAUCGACUUCUUGUUUUAUA